CUCACUGCCAAUUUAUCACCUCAUUUUUACUUCUCAGACGCCUAUAUAAAUCUUCUUUCAUUCUGAGUCCCAUUUCUCAUCACACAUUAUGAAAUAUUUAUAGCAAAUAUUCUAGUGUAAAAGAUGACUGCCAGGGUUUCCAUUUUAGUGCUUGUUGGUUUUCUUGUUUGCGCCUGUACCGAUGCUAGGAAGCUAAUAGUGAGUGAAAAGGAAGUAGAUGCACUUGGUGAGAAGAAAGCAUUCUUCCCUUCUUUCCCUUUUUAUGGUGGUGGACUAGGUUGGACUGGUGCUGGUGGGGGCUUAGGUGGUGGAGGAGGUGGUGGUGGUGGUGGUGGAGGUGGGGGUGGGGGUGGCAAUGGGGGUGCUGGAUAUGGUUUUGGGAGUGGAUCUGGGUUUGGGUUUGGAGGAAACGAAGGGUUUGGUGGUGGUGGUGGUGGAGGUGGAGGCGGAGGUGGUGGUGGGGGUGGGGGAGGCAAUGGGGGUGCUGGAUAUGGUUUUGGGGGUGGAUCUGGGUUUGGGUCUGGAGGAAACGGAGGGUUUGGUGGCGGUGGAGGUGAAGGCGGAGGUGGUGGCGGGGGCGGCUCACAUGGUGGUGGAUAUGGCCAAGGAUAUGGUGGAGGAUUUGGAGGUGGAAGUGGAAUACCAUGA
Molecule: messenger RNA, 648 nt
Organism: Durio zibethinus
Lineage: Eukaryota; Viridiplantae; Streptophyta; Magnoliopsida; Malvales; Malvaceae
Source: RefSeq, a predicted model, not a curated record